CAUUUUGAUGAUAUCUAUAGGUUGAUUUAUAGUAUCCAUUCUUGUCUUGCAGGUUUAUUACUGUAUUAUAUUACCUAAAUGAACCAGAGGAAGGUGGUGAGACGGCAUUUCCACUUGCUGAUAUGUCUGAGGAAUUAGUUGAGGAGAAAUACGUGAAUUUAGACGAACAGGAAUGGUAUAAUCUAAGCCAUUAUUGUCAUAAUUCUUCCCUUGUUGUCAAGCCGAAGCGUGGAACUGCCAUCAUGUGGUAUAGCCAUUUCGUUGACGAGCAGACGGGUUAUCUGGGCAAAGUUGAUAGACUUUCUCAUCACGGUGGAUGUGAUCUUAAAAAGGGAUCCAAAUGGAUUGCCAACAACUGGAUUUCUGGGACUACUUAUGAGGGCAGAUUUACACCCAGUGUGUUUUACAACGAUGCUCAAUAAUUCUGAAGUCUUAUUUUUUGGUGACGUUGAAGACAGAUACAGCUCGUAUUUGUUCUUCAGCAUAAAAGUGUAGGAUUUGAAAUAUAUUUGGCCUGUUUCAUAAAUAUUUUGAAUGUAUCGUGAUCGAAACACAUUAAAACGGACAUUUCAUGUAUAGGCUGUUUUAAAAAUUUUCUAAUAUUAUAUGAUUCACUUAGAUAUACACAGUGGUGUAAAGAAUGUUAAAGGUGUUAAAUCACAUCUCGGUAUCAUUUACUAACUUUUCUCCCUUACCCUACACUUUCAUAAAGAUUUAUUUAAGGGGCAUGGGUGUGGUGAGGCGGGGGGUGGGGGAGGAUUAAUGACAUUGUAUUACCAACACACGCUCAGUCAGUGCACGCAUUUUUUUACAAAAUGAUUUACAGUAAGAUGCCACAGAGAGAAAGUGAGACUGAAAACAGAAGAAGUUAGAUAACCAUACAAGAAUAGGAAAGUCAGGUUAAAAAAAACUUUGCUGCAAUUAAUUGCAUGUAUGUUGGGAUACUGCUUCCUUGAAACAUUCGAUAGCCUAGUGGUAGAGCGUCCGCUUCGAGUGCGGGAGGUCGUGGGUUCGAUCCUCGGCCGCGUCAUACCAAAAUAGAAAAAGUGGAAACUUCACAGGUCGCUUAACACGACAAAAACUAAAAUGUUGCAGGCUCGGUUUGCUUGAGCCUGUUCAUGGACGGUAGACGUGAAAAAUGGUACCAGUAGCUCCCUUGCUUGGCGCUCAGCAUUAAAAGGGAAACUGGCCUCUUCUCUCAUACCCUCGUUGCGAUGGAUUCCAUCAGGAAUGAGGUGUCGAGAGUGAUUAAUAUAAGUUGUAGAACUUCCUUCACAAUCGACCUAAAAUAAAUUAUGACUGUAUAAACUUGAAACAUUCGAGCGUGGACAGGAGGGUAUUUGGAUUUUUUUUUAUAAUAACUGGAAACUGUAUCGAUUUGCUUGUGGGCUAGAUGUUCGGGAAUGUUCUUCUGGGUUUCUCAAAAUAAACAUACACAGGAAAAGCUACUAGUGAAUGGCCGAUUUUGUAGAACAUUACUAAUUUUGCAUAAGUUGGACUACAUGUAUUCCCCCACUGAUAUUAACCAAGAUAAUUUUUCAUUUUAAAUGACUUUGUUAAAAAAUGUUUGUACUUUCGAUAUGGCUGCCUCUUACACAAAAACAAAGAUGCGAAUGGCGUUAUAGUUCAGGUAAUAUGUAUAUUAUAAUGAUUUCAGAAAUAUAGUCUUCAUUGCAAGCGUGAAAAUCUCUGAUUUUGUUUUAAACUAUUAUUGAUGCUUUUUUAUAGAAUUUAUAUUUGAAUAAAUUGUUGCUUUAUAAAAAGGGA
Mercenaria mercenaria is the source of this 1767-nucleotide messenger RNA. Its product is annotated as transmembrane prolyl 4-hydroxylase-like. Gene Ontology annotation, cellular component: endoplasmic reticulum. Gene Ontology annotation, biological process: peptidyl-proline hydroxylation to 4-hydroxy-L-proline. NCBI's taxonomy places the organism in Eukaryota, Metazoa, Mollusca, Bivalvia, Venerida, Veneridae. The coding region runs from base 123 to 422 and encodes 99 amino acids. Gene Ontology annotation, molecular function: procollagen-proline 4-dioxygenase activity. The transcript is spliced from 3 exons. The record is from RefSeq and is a predicted model, not a curated record.